Messenger RNA from Macadamia integrifolia, 2148 nucleotides. Its product is annotated as protein NUCLEAR FUSION DEFECTIVE 4-like. Gene Ontology annotation, cellular component: membrane. Bases 270 to 2000 code for a protein of 576 amino acids. Gene Ontology annotation, molecular function: transmembrane transporter activity. Lineage: Eukaryota; Viridiplantae; Streptophyta; Magnoliopsida; Proteales; Proteaceae. Gene Ontology annotation, biological process: transmembrane transport. The record is from RefSeq and is a predicted model, not a curated record. The transcript has 2 exons.
CUCUCUCUCUCUGCAACUGAGAAGUGAAGUGGAAGGGGGCGGAAAAAGAAGGGAUAGAAUUAGAUUAUUGAGAAGAAGAAGAAGAAUAUCCAAGGAAAAGACGGGUUGCUUUGGUUGCGAGCUUCAGUUUGGCUUCUUCUCAAGUCACAACUCCGAGACGAUAUUGACGAAAUAGCAGAAAUUUCAGGACAUUCAAAGCUACCUUCUCUUCUUCCUUAGGUUGGAUCUGAGGAAUAUGUUUUGCAUUCAAACUUUCUAAUUAAUUAAUUAUGGGAGGAAGAGAGAUGAAGAACUUGGCGGUGCAACUGUUUUUGGGGCGAUGGUUCAUGGUUUUUUCUUCAUUUAUUGUCAUGUCCAUGGCAGGCUCGGGUUACUUGUUUGGUAUAUAUUCAAAUAAUAUCAAAGAAGUACUUGGAUAUGACCAAACUUCGCUCAAUUUAAUUAGUUUCUUUAAGGAAGUUGGAGCCGUGGGUGUGUUCUCUGGGAUCAUUGGUGAUCUCUUACCACCAUGGCUUGUACUACUUAUAGGGGCAAUGGUGAACUUUGCAGGCUACUUUGCAAUUUGGCUGGCAGUUACACAACGCAUAUGCCGACCCAAAUUAUGGCAUAUGUGUAUCUAUAUAUUUCUAGGUGGCAAUAUGGAGUCAUUAGCCAAUGCAUCAUCACUCGUUACAGCAGUCAAGAACUUUCCAGGAGGACGAGGAAUUAUAGUGGGUCUCCUCAAAGGAUUUAUGGGUCUCAGUGGUGCAAUCUUGACUCAACUCUACCUUGCAGUCUAUGGUAACGAUUCAGUGUCCCUCAUUCUUCUCAUAGCUUGGCUUCCUACUGCUAUAUGUGUGUUGCUGGCUCCUACUUGUAGGAUUAUAAAGGUUGUUGAGGAACAAAAGAAAGAUUUUAACAUUUUUUUAUACUUUCUCUACACAUCACUUGUUCUUGUUGGGUUUUUAACGGUUAUAAUAAUUUUGGAGAGAAGUGUUAGCUUCUCCAGAGCUGCAUAUCGUGGGAGUGCGGCUGUUGUUCUACUGUUGCUUUGUCUUCCAUUGGCAAUCGUUUUAAAGGAAGAGAUUAAUCUUUGGAAGAGCAAGAGAGAAUCCUUGGACAAUGCUGAUUCUUAUCAUCUCAUAACAACAAUUGAGGAGCCUAUGGAACAAUCUGCCAUUGAAUCAACUCCACCUCUAGAGGCAGUGUCACCCUUGACUACUCCAAUCUCUCGAUGGACCCAAAUGUUAAAGGCACCAAACAGAGGUGAAGACUACACUAUAUUGCAGGCACUGUUAAGCUUUGAUAUGUUGAUUCUUUUUGUAGCAACAUUUUGUGGCAUUGGCGGGGCAUUAACGGUCAUUGAUAACAUGGGACAAAUAGGAUUGUCUCUUGGCUAUCCAUCUAGUAGCCAAGACAUUUUAUUAUCGCUGGUAAGCAUAUGGAGCUUUCUCGGACGAGUGGCAGCUGGCUUUGUAUCAGAGAUCUUUGUGAGUAAAUACAAGAUGCCAAGACCAUUAAUGCUCACCAUGAUCCUCCUCUUGUCAUGCAUGGGUCAUCUUCUUAUAGCCUUUGGUAUUCCAGGUUCUCUUUAUGUAUCAUCAGUGAUCACAGGGUUCUGUUUCGGGGCCGAGUGGACAUUGAUAUUGGCCAUCAUAUCUGAGUUAUUUGGGCUCAAGUACUACUCUUCAUUGUUGAACUUUGUAUCCCUGGCGAGCCCGCUUGGUAUGUAUGUUCUAAAUGUGAUCGUUGUGGGACACCUUUAUGACAAUGAAGCAAGGAAGCAACUUGUUAAGUCGGGGUUUAGGAGGGCCCAUGGGGAGAGCUUGGAAUGCAGUGGAGCACAAUGUUUCAAACUCUCGUUCAUGAUAGUUUCAUCUUUGAUUUUGUUGGGGUCUCUACUCUCUUUUAUACUUGUGCUUAGAACAAGAAAGUUCUAUAGACGUGAUAUCUAUAGGAAGUUCAGGGAGGAGGGAAUCAGGGAUGAGACAGAGGAGAUACGAGAAGCAAGGGGUGGGUGAGAUAGAAGAGACAUAGAAAGUUCAUUAAGUUCAUUGAUGUUGAUUUUGGACAGGAUUUUUUUUUUUUUUAAAUGAACAUGUUCUUUGUAGGUUGUACUAUAUUUUUGCGACCAGUAGAUUUGAAUAACAAUUUAACCUCUCAUUCCAA